AAUAAUACUAAAAAAAAAAAAAAGGAAAAUGUCAAAGUCAAUUUUAUGUUUUUCUGCUCCAAAAAAUAUAUUAUGUCAGAUUAAAAAAAAAAAAAACAAAUAAAUAAUAGUUUGACAGUGACAAAUAACAGAUGUCAAGCUGACAUCAAUUGAUACCAUAUAUACUAUGUUUUUCAAUGUGCUAAUUAAUAUUUAAUUAAAUAAUAAAUAACACAGUUACAAAAGACAAAAAGAUAAUAUAUAAAACAUCACGUGAAUUGGAUAAUAAUUAUUGUGAAUUGACAGAUAACCUUACAUCAAAAUAAAAAAAUAAAUACAAAUUGUUGAAAAUAGUAAUAUAUAAAAAAAAAAAAAAUACAAUAAACAAAACAACAAUUAAAUAUAUUUGUAUAUUUUUAAAAUAAUAAAAUUGUUGGUGUGUUUGCCAUGAUUGUUGAUGAUGGAGAUGAAAGCAAGUCAAGUUCUUGUCAGGGACUUGGACCUUACCCUUCAACCAAGAACAUCACCAAGAUACAAAGUUUGGCUACCACUAGCAACCCAACAGUUACGUUUACGAAGUUUAUGUCAAAUAAUUGGAUACAAUUUAGAGACAGAUAAAAAAUUUGAAAUAUGUUGGUUUUAUUUUACAUUACAUAGAUCAACAAUGUCAUCACCUUUUUAUACAAGUGAACCAAUUGAUAAUACAAGUCCAAAAUGGACAAGUCUUGAAGUGCCUACAUUACAUGCAACUGGUCUAUCAACAGCAAAUGAAAUAGUAUUACGACUUUGGAGAAGAACAAAAGUCGAUGAUCCAUCAACAGAUGUUACAAUAUUUACAUGGGGUAUAUCAUUUACUGGACUUGUUUAUAUGGGUCCAAAAUUAUCAUCAAAUAAUCUUGAAUCAAUGUUACAUAAUAAUUCAUUGAUAUUUCAUUUACAUGGUGGUUUUUUUGUACCAUCAUAUUGUCUUAAUAAUUCACCACAAUUUCGUCGUUAUUUAUAUAUGAGUGUUAGUAAUUCGGAAAUAUGUCAAAGUUAUACUGUUGAACAAUUGAUUAAAUUAAGAAAUCAAAUGAAAUAUAUGAAAGAAAUAACAGAUAAUGUACAAAUAUUAAAAGAUAAAAUAGCAACUGGUGAAAAUAAUGAAAUAAUUAAAAAUUAUAAACAAACAAAAUUAAAUAAAUUAUUAUUAAAACCAAAAAUAAUAAAUAAAGAAAAAAAAAUUGAAAUAUUAAAUAUUAAAAAACAGCUUGAAAUUGAAAAAUUUCGUAAAAAAUUAUUAGAACAAGAAAGAAUACGUAAAGUAAGUGAUAUACGUAAAUUAAAUAAAUUACAUUUAUCAAUGAUGGAAGAUAAUCAAGAUAAAGGUUUAUUAUUAAUGGAACGUUAUCGUGAAUUAAAUAAAGAUAUUGAAAGAUUACGUGAAUGGCGACAAAAUCAUAUUGAAAUACGUGAAAUAUAUUUACAAAAAACAGCCCAAUUAUCAUAUCGUAGACGUAAAUUAAUGUCUGAUUUAUCUUUAAUAUUUGACAUUAAAUAUAAUAAUGAUAAUAAGUUAACAAUAAAUAAUGUACAUUUACCAGACAGUGAAGAAUUAAAUAUAUAUAAAAAUGAUUUAAAUAUAUCUGUUGGUCUUGGCUAUGUUGUACAAACAAUUGAUGUUGUAUCAAAAUUAUUAAACAUACCAACAAGAUAUCCAAUAAUAAAUAAUGGAUCACGUUGUAAAAUUAUUGAUCAUAUUAGUGAUGAUAUUAGAGAUAAAGAUCGUCAAUUUCCAUUAUUUUCACGUAAUAAAGAUAAAUUAAAAUUUCAUUAUGGUGUUUAUUUAUUAAAUAAAAAUAUAUCACAAUUAAGAUGGUAUUGUGGUCUUCCAACAAUUGAUUUACGUUGUACAUUAUUAAAUUUAUCAACAUUAUUAAAUUUUAAAUAUAAUAAUCAACAAAUAUUUGAUAAUACAAAAAGAACAUUAUCUGGUUCAUCAUUAAAUACUGAACAAAAUGAAUUACCAUCAACACCACCAUUACAAAAAUUAUUAUUUGAUAAAAUGAAUAUGAAUAAUAGCAACAACAACAUAAACAGACAAAUGUUUAAUAUAAAAACCUAUAAUAAAAAAUUUUUAAGUUCAUCAUUAGAUCAAGGUCUUGAUAAAUCAUUGGCAUUUAAUAAAUUUAAUAAUUAUACAAAACGUAUAUGUAAAUCUUAUGAUUUUACAAUUGAUAAUAAUAAUAAUAGUAAUAAUAAAAAAUCAUUAUCAUUGCCAAGAGAUGCUAUAAGUAAUAGUAGUGAUGAUGAAAAUAUAAAUAUAUUUAAUAAAAAUAUUGAUAUUGUUGAUAAAUCAUUAUCAGCAACAUCAUCAAGUGAAUUACUUGAUACUGAAAUUGAAAUAUCAAUACCAUUAUCAAUAACUAAAAUACAUUCUGAUGAUUCAACAUUAAAAAAAACAAGUUCAACAUCAAUAUCAAGUUGUGAAAUUGCACUUAAUUCAUCAUCACAAAAUGAUUGUGUUGAUAUGAUUAUAAAUAAUAAUAAUAAUAGUAAAAAAAUUGAUGAAGAAUCAAGUUGUGGUGAUGGUAGUCCAUCGACAAUAUCAAUUAUUGAUAAAAUUAAUUAUAAUAUUAGUCAAGAAACAAUUAAUGAUAAUAAUAAUACAACAAUUAAUCUUGCCAAUAAAAAAAUUAUUAAUAAUUCAAAUUCAUUUUCAUCAUUAAAUGACAUUAAUCAUACAAAUAAUAUAACUGAUGAUGAACAUGUUGUUGCAUCAAGUUGUCCAGAAAGUGCUAAAUCAUUUUAUGAUGAUUAUGAUGAUAAUAAUACUACAAUAAAUAAAUGUAAAUAUGAAUCAACAAUGAGUCUACAAACACCCAGUGUUAUUAAUAAUAAUGUUAAUUUAACAAAUUUACAAACAAAUAAAGUUGAACAAGUUAUUAAUAAUUAUCAAGCAUCAAGUGAACUUAUUGAUUCAAUUAGAAAAAGUUCAGAAAAUGUAUUUGCAAGAACAGAAGCAUUGGCUAGUAAAAAAACAAGUUUUAAAGUUAUGAAACCACGAUUAUAA
Aphidius gifuensis is the source of this 3031-nucleotide messenger RNA. RefSeq names its product UV radiation resistance-associated gene protein (gene Uvrag). The record is from RefSeq and is a predicted model, not a curated record. Gene Ontology annotation, biological process: SNARE complex assembly. Lineage: Eukaryota; Metazoa; Arthropoda; Insecta; Hymenoptera; Braconidae. Gene Ontology annotation, molecular function: SNARE binding. Bases 437 to 3031 code for a protein of 864 amino acids. Gene Ontology annotation, cellular component: endosome; lytic vacuole. The transcript has 3 exons.